Molecule: messenger RNA, 1353 nt
Organism: Cadophora gregata
Lineage: Eukaryota; Fungi; Ascomycota; Leotiomycetes; Helotiales; Ploettnerulaceae
Gene: PMI1
Product: Mannose-6-phosphate isomerase
Exons: 2
Coding region: 1-1353 (450 amino acids)
Biological process (GO): carbohydrate metabolic process; GDP-mannose biosynthetic process
Cellular component (GO): cytosol
Molecular function (GO): mannose-6-phosphate isomerase activity; zinc ion binding
Source: RefSeq, a predicted model, not a curated record
AUGCAAGUUCCAUUGAUCAGACUCCAGUGCGGAGUCAACAGCUACGAUUGGGGUAAGGUAGGAAAGGAUUCAGCAGCAGCCAAGUUCGCAGCAGCAACCCCCGCCAACGACUUUUCAAUUCAGGAGGACAAGCCAUACGCAGAGUUAUGGAUGGGAACACAUCCUUCGAACCCCUCUAAAGAUGUCACCACACAACGAACCUUACUCGACCUUGUGCAGGACAACCAAGCUCUCAUGUCCAUAGAAAUUGGCGAGAAGUUCGGUCACAAACUCCCAUUCCUCUUCAAGGUCCUAUCGAUUGGGAAAGCUCUCAGUAUUCAGGCACAUCCCAACAAGAAACUAGCAGAGAAACUGCACGCAAGAGACAGCAAGAACUAUCCGGAUGACAACCACAAACCUGAGAUGACUAUUGCGAUUACACCAUUCGACGGACUUUGCGGCUUCAGGCCACUAGCUGAGAUUUCGCACUUCUUCUCGACGGUGCCCACGUUGAACAAACUGGUUGGGGAAGAAGGAGCAGCAUUCCAAUCUACGAUCAAAGGUCAGGAAACAUCGAGUAAGCCAGAGGAUGAGCAGAAGAACAAGAAGGCACUACAAAAGGCAUUUGGGGCCUUAAUGAAUGCGAAGAAGGAAGAUGUCGAGAAGGCCAGCAAGGAUUUGAUUGAGUCUGCAAAGGUAGAGGGAGCAAAUUUCGCCGGUGGUGGACUGGAAUCUACACCCGGAAAAGAGUUGGCAGAUCUGGUUGUCAGACUUGACAAGCAAUUUCCAGGAGAUAUUGGACUCUUCGUCCUCUUUUUCUUGAACUACGUCAAGCUCGAGGUUGGAGAGGCUAUGUUCCUCAAGGCGGACGACAUCCACGCAUACUUGAGCGGGGAUAUUAUCGAAUGUAUGGCUGCGUCGGACAAUGUUGUGCGAGCUGGCUUCACGCCAAAAUUUAAGGAUGUCGAUACUCUGGUGGAUAUGUUGACAUACUCCUAUGCUCCCAUUGAAGAGCAGAAAAUGGAACCGGUCGACUACCCAUAUGUUACUCUCAACUCCACAGCAUACAGCUCCGCCUCAUCAGCCAUUUUAUACGACCCGCCUAUUGAGGAGUUCAGUGUCGUAAAGACUGAUCUGAAGAAGAAGGGUGCGAAGGCAACUUUUGAGCCCAUAGCAGGACCAAGUAUCUUCAUCUGCACAACUGGAAGCGGAAAGAUUAGUGUUGGUCCGAAGGUAGAGGAGGUCAAGCCUGGAUAUGUGUAUUUCGCCGGGUCAACGGCGGAGGUAGUGAUGGAGAGCGAGAGUGACGAUUUCACAACAUUCAAGGCGUUUUGCGAAUUACAAGGAAAAGAGGAUGGGAAGGAAAAGUUGUGA